UCAGAGUAAGCCACAAAUUAGCGAAGGAAGUCCGUGACAACAAACGCGCAGCAAGAAGCCAGUGCAGCGAAAAUGGAUUUCUCACCGAGCCCAGACAGUGAUACUUCUGGCUACUAUAGAAAUCGCAGCCGACGUGAUGAGCGUGACCGGGGGAAUCGAGGAAGAUCGAAGGAACGCUUCCGCAACAACAGUCGCUACAGCCGUAGCCGAUCUCGGUCGUACAGCAGGGAACGUUACAGCUCGCGGCAGCGGAGCAAUGAAAGAGAUCUUUACAGAGAUGAAAACGAUCAUCCAGAGUAUGAUGAUGGAGGCUGGGAAAGAGAACGCUACAGACCUCGUAGCCGAGAACGGGAUCGAGAACGAAGAUCACGCGAACGGUAUCGUGAUCGAAGAGAUCGCGAGAAGGGGAGUCGUCGCGGAGGAUAUUCUCCCAGCUCUUUGGACGAUGGAGACAAUUUCGACAGCGAUAAUGAGUACAUGUAUGAAACUACGCCCAACAAUAAUAUCAUUAUUCGCGGGUUAGCCCCGCAAGUGACCGAAGCAGACAUCAUAAGCGAUCUCAUUCAGUGCGGUCUACAGGCACUUCAUGUGAGGCUGAUUCGCAGAAAAAAGACAGCGGACGAGAUGAGCAACAUUCUGACGAAAAAGAUCAUGCUUCGCAAUCUGGACGUGCUGACGAACGAGGAGAGCGUGCUGGGCGUGAUGCAGAAGUGUUUGCCGGCCGAGCUGGUCGCAAAGAUCUCGAAGGUGGUCGUCUGUCGCGAUCCGCUAACGUCCAUUUCGCGCGGCAUGUGCUAUCUGCACUUUGAAAAUCUGGUGGACUCGAUGAACACGCACAAUGCGCUGAAAGAGUUGGAUCCACAGCUGUCGAUCGAUAGCCGGGACGUCAUUAUCUCGUACUGCAUGGACACGGAGAAUCGUAAUCUGAUCAAAUCGAAUCAGCCCGGUCAUCCGCACCACCGCGACGCCAACCACCGCAGUGGAAACAAUAGUGCCGGUGGACCGGGGGCGCAUGGAGAGCACCAGCACCAGCAGCACCAUCAGUCCGGCGGCAGUUACUAUCGUGCGGACGGCGGUGCUGGGUAUGAUCGCGGUGGUGGCUACGGCAACAGACACAACGCGCACGAAAUGAACAAGAAUUCCGGAAGUGGAAAUUCCACGGGCGGUAGUGGGGGUCGUAGUAACUACCAACAGCAUUCCGGUACUCAAUCAUUCAACGCCACCGUGGCGGGAUCCGCUUCGUCGCAGGCGACUACUUCGGCGGAUGCAGAUUUCCCGGGCAACUAUACCCUCGCCGACGUUCCUCGCCUGGCGGAGUACAGUGCAUCGAUGUAUGCGUCGAAUGCGGCCGAACAUGAGUAUUAUCUGCAGUACUACAAAGAGUACUACACGUCAAAGCUGUCACAGACGUUGACUCCGAGCCAAGGCCUUACAGCGGGGCCCGUGUCUUCCUCGGGUGGAAGUGAGACGGCCAACAAUGGUGCGGCCGUGGCACAGUCGGCCAUAGCUCGCAAGCAAGCGGGUGGUGCUGGUAAAGGGCCAAAGGCGGAUGCUUUCGGUACGGGUUUGGUUAGCGGCACAAAUCAAACGAUUCUUCAGUUACCGGUCCCGAAUGGAGUGGAUGGCCGAAAGUACCCGGAUCCCGACACCUCGGUUUACCAAUAUGACGAAACGUCAGGUUUCUACUACGAUCCUACUACUGGUCUUUACUACGAUGCCAACUCGCAGUACUAUUAUAACCGCGAAACCAGUUCCUACCUGUACUGGGACCCGGCCAACCACACAUACGUAUCUGCCCCAUCGUCGAGUGCGAGCGCCGCCGCCGACACUGUCACCAUAGGGCCAUCGUUACCACCGGGGACAAUGAUUGCACCCUCUGCUGGGGCAGCGGCUUCCACUGCGGAAGGCUCCGAUAAGAACGCGGAAAAGGUGAAAACGAAAGACCAACCACCGCAGGAUAAGGUAAAAGUGGCCAAGAAAAUCGUCAAGGACAUGGAAAAAUGGGCGAAGCAGCUUAAUCAAAAGAAGGACUACAGCGUCAUACAGCCGCCGGCGCGUAUCGAGGAGGCCACUCUUUAUUCUUCGCUCGGUCCAUCGAAACCACUGCAGGAACCGCUCGGUAGCGGAGGUUAUGCCGACGUCGGGUUUUCGCUGCUGGAGAAAAAGGAGCGUGUUUCUGGUACAACCGGUGCCAGUGCUGCCAGCGGUUCGGUCGCCAGUUCCGGUUAUAGUAGCAAAUCUACAGUGCCGGCUAGUAGAGCCAUGGCCGGUCCGGCGUCUUAUGGUGGAGGUUCAGAUUCGGAUCAGGAGCUCGGAGACGGUGAUGGCGGUGGGUCCAGUGAGCAGGACUUGGUAGAUUUCGAUAAGCUCACGUGCUUGCUGUGCAAGCGUGCAUUCCAAUCACAAGACAUUUUGAUGAAGCAUUUAAAAAUGUCCGCCCUACACAAAGAAAACCUCAAGAAACUGAACCUAGCCGGCGGCGGUGGUACGGGUGGCGGCGGAGGUGGUGGUGGCAGCAGUGACGGAGGUUCCGGGGGAACCAGCACCAGUUUGCAACAGUAUCGCGAUCGUGCUAAGGAGCGACGAGCCAAGUACGGUGAAGAUGAGGCCCCGCCGGUUAAUCGCAGCAAAGAGCGCUUCCAGCGAGAGAUCGAGAAGCAGAGCCAGUCGUCCUUUCAGCAGACCACGUCCUCGUCGCUCCCGAUCAGUCACAACAAUGUCGGCAACAAGCUGCUACAGAAAAUGGGCUGGUCCGAGGGCCAGGGUUUGGGCAAAAGCAAUCAAGGGCGUGUGAAUAUCAUUGAGGCGGAGGCUCGCGUGGCCAACGUCGGUCUCGGUAUCAAAGCGAACACCGCAGCACAGUACAGCCGUACAACGGAUGACUACAAGACUUACAUCAAGAAAAUGAUGAAAACUCGCUACGAGCAGGUGGAAGGAACCGACUAACCUGUCCCAUUCGUUCCAAAGCCAAAUGGGUGUAAUUCUCAAUAUUACGGUUCCAACCUUCGUACACCGUGUGCUGAUUUGUUAGUUAUGCUCUCUAGUGUAUGUUCUCAGAAACUGCGUUCCCUUCCGAGAACCAUAAUGGAACAUUGGCCACAUCGGCUUCGGCUUCUUGUCUGAAAAUGGUGUGUUGCUUACGGCUCAGUUGUACAGUAGGGCAUAGGUACUAUUGCACGGGCAGCGAGUGGUGCCGAGCGUAGUAUUUUUUUUUACUGGCCUUCACA
This is a messenger RNA of Anopheles cruzii, 3227 nucleotides long. Its product is annotated as RNA-binding protein 10-like. The transcript is spliced from 9 exons. Gene Ontology annotation, molecular function: RNA binding. Gene Ontology annotation, biological process: mRNA splicing, via spliceosome. The record is from RefSeq and is a predicted model, not a curated record. The coding region runs from base 73 to 2946 and encodes 957 amino acids. NCBI's taxonomy places the organism in Eukaryota, Metazoa, Arthropoda, Insecta, Diptera, Culicidae. Gene Ontology annotation, cellular component: nucleus.